UAAAAAAAAAACAAAAGUUAGUGUUUUACGUAUUAUGUAAAGCUUAAUUUUAAACACAAAAUACAUUUUCUGUAAUAUACAUAAUUAUUACUGAAACGAAUUAUGUAAUAUUUAUUCAUUUUAGUAAUUCAAAAAAUAUAUUGUGAAAAAGAAAAUUCCCACUGUUUGUCUGGCUUGCACACAGGUGCAUGGAACCUUUGUGCUAUUUAUUUAUAGAUUUAUAUUCCAAAUGUUUACCACUAGUGGGGGCUGAGCUCCUAAAGGGGUAAUUAGCAUUCUGAAAAAAAAAAAAAAACAUUUUUGAAGACGGAUUGUUAGACGAGGGCCUGAAAAGAUGUCGAAGAAAGAAAAAGGGUAAGAACACGUUUGUUAACUACUAAUACAGUCGUUUGCCUGAGUCACUUCCAAUGCACAAUUUUACGGUGCAUCCACUCUAUUGAGUUAUUCAGAUAUACAGUAAUAUGAGUAAAGGUGUGAGAGCAACAAUCGGUUACACUAACGUUACUCAUUUAAUCUGAAGCUGUAGCUCUAUUUAAUGCAUUUUAAUUGGCUUAACUAAAUUGUUUUAAUAUUUGUAUGUUUUAUUUAAACUAUUAAUUGAUUACCCAGCUGAAAAAAGUCCGGACCAGUUCCAGUUUUCAAGCUUGGCCCAGUUCCCAAAUCAUAUUAGCAUUAAGAAAGUGCUCAUUAUGAUGCUCGCCCGAUCAUCUAAGAUUGUUAUGGAAACUUUUUGUAAACCCUGGUUUGACUAAGUGAUCAGUUUAGAUGUUGACUAGCAUAGGAUAUGUUUUUUUUAAUAGUUUACAAGCAUUAUCUACCUUAUACAGCUGGGCUGUUUGACCAGCAUCACAGACUGGUCGACCAACAUGACAAGUAGCACCAAGCAUAAAUAAUGCAUAAAAAAUCUAAUGCAACAUUACACCAUGCUGAUCAAGUGCAGGUUGGGUAUGUUUGUGCGUGGACAACCAGCUUUUCAUCCAGCUUCACCAUUAAAAAACUGAAACAGAACCUGUGAAAGGUGUAAAAGUUAAUAUUAUAGUGAUAAGUUUCACUUCGGGAAAGAGGAUAUCAUUUUAUUACUUUAAUAUUGUUAUAUUAUGACGUUAUUCCUGUAAUAUUAUGAUUUAAUUCUCAUAAUAUUAUAAUGAGUGUCCCUAAAACGCUAUACUAAUAUUGCAAAGUUCAUUGUGGUCAAAUGAUUUUAGUAAGUUAUUGUAUGCUGUGAUGCUAUAAUAUGUUCUUCCUUUUGAUUUUAUACAGAGUAUACACAUUUGUUAUAUUUGGGAACAAAAUCAGAACCAUCCAAAGAGAGGAAAUUUUGAAUAAAAUUAAAGAUCUGCAGAUUAGUGACAUAACAUUGGAUGCAAGUCUGUCAAAUGUUACAGACUUCUGGGGUAAAGUAUGCAGUGAACUUGGAAUUCCCAACAAUAAACGUAAUCGUUACAGACUCCGGAGAGUGCAUGAAUGCCAUAAGCAUGCAGCAGGUUUGUCACCAUCAACUCAACAAGAUAAAGAUGACAGCAGGGACAAGGAGGAUGGACAAAAGUCAGCUGAAAAUGCACCAGCAAUGUCACCAUCUCCUCUAAAAGACACAGACGACAGUUGGACCAAGGAGGAUGGACAAAAGUCACCUGAAAAUGCACCAGCAAUGUCACCAUCUCCUCUAAAAGACAAAGACGACAGUUGGACCAAGGAGGAUGGACAAAAGUCACCUGAAAAAAGCCCAGUAUCAAGCACAUCUGAUGAACAAGGAUUCCUCAAAAUCCCAGUCCCACAGAAACCCUCAUACUUCUUCAUUGACCGGAAAGAUUGGGAGAAUAUCAAAAAAAAAAGAAAGCAGAGAGGUUUUAAAGGACUUCAGUGGACAAAUGUAAUCUCUAAAGGAUUACAAACCAUAUAUCCAUAUUGCUCAAUUGCAUUCAAAAGACACAAACUUAAAAUUAUAGGAUCCAAAAAAGCAAGCCCUGAGUUCUGGUGUCUUGGUUACUGCCGCUUUGAGGAUUGCCCGAUCACUGUUACUGUGACUGUAAACAGCGAGAAAGACCUAAAGGCAGACCUGUAA
This is a messenger RNA of Astyanax mexicanus (Mexican tetra), 2062 nucleotides long. RefSeq lists its product as uncharacterized. The record is from RefSeq and is a predicted model, not a curated record. Lineage: Eukaryota; Metazoa; Chordata; Actinopteri; Characiformes; Acestrorhamphidae. The transcript has 6 exons. Bases 1235 to 2062 code for a protein of 275 amino acids.